Messenger RNA from Rhipicephalus sanguineus (brown dog tick), 1560 nucleotides. Its product is annotated as atlastin-1-like. Gene Ontology annotation, molecular function: GTPase activity; GTP binding. Bases 183 to 1439 code for a protein of 418 amino acids. The transcript has 8 exons. NCBI's taxonomy places the organism in Eukaryota, Metazoa, Arthropoda, Arachnida, Ixodida, Ixodidae. The record is from RefSeq and is a predicted model, not a curated record. Gene Ontology annotation, biological process: protein homooligomerization; endoplasmic reticulum organization.
AUCUCUCUUCGUUGCGUCGCUGCGAGAAUGCCGCUCAGUUUGUCGACUGAAGGCUGUGAGUGCGGAUGCCUCGACGCUGUUGCGAGGGCCGCAGACCGCCGUAACUGCUGCAGCACCCUAGCCUUCUUUACCGACGUACUACAUCGCCUGGCCAGAUAGCGUGGAGCCUCCCUGGGUCACGCAUGGUCAUUGCCACGAUGGAUGGACGCCCAGUGCAAAUCUUACGAGUCAAGGAUGGCCACAGCGUCGAGUUCAACGAAAGUGAGCUCGAGCGCAUCCUCUUGUCUGACCACGUGAAAGACCGGCCGGUCGUCGUAAUAUCGGUCGCUGGGGCGUACCGACAAGGCAAGUCCUUUCUGCUGAGCUUCUUACUGCGGUACCUGAGGAACAAUGGUGGAUCCAACUGGAUGGAAGACACAGACACCCCUCUCAGUGGCUUCCAGUGGCGACCGGGCAGUACUCGCGAGACGACGGGAAUCCUGCUUUGGAACGAAGUGUUUUUGAUGACCAACUCGAAGGGUGAGGAGGUGGCGGUUUUGCUGAUGGACACCCAAGGGACCUUCGAUUGCGUGUCAACCAUGAAAGAGAGUACGACGAUAUUCUGUCUUUCCAUGAUGGCCAGCUCUGUGCAGAUUUACAACGUAAUGAACAAUAUCAAAGAGGACGAUCUGCAGCAUCUUCAGUUUUUCGCGGAGUACGGAAGGCUCGCGCAGAAGGAAAAUGAGGGACACCCCUUUCAGAAGCUCUUGUUUCUGGUUCGUGAUUGGAACUGGCCGUACGAGCGGGAGUUUGGUUCUAGUGGUGGCAGAUCGCUCAUCGCGAGUCGUCUGGAGAUAAAAGAUGGGCAAGAUACAGAGCUCGAGACUUUGCGGCAGAGCAUCCUGUCUUGCUUUUCGGACAUCGACUGUUUCCUGAUGCCCCACCCUGGAGAGAAGGUGGCGUGGGAUGAAUCGUUUGAUGGUCGUCUUGCAGACAUCAACGCAGUAUUUCGGGAAAAGCUUUUAGAGUUCGUUCCUUCCAUCCUGGCACCGGAAAACCUGUUGGUCAAGGAAAUUAAUGGACGGAAACUAUCUUGCCAAGAUCUGAUGAUCUUCUUCAAGGCUUAUGUGGAUGUCUUCAAAGGAGGCGAUUUGCCGAAGCCGACAUCGAUGCUCCUGGCUACUGCGAACGCAAGCAACAUGGCUGCCAUGGAAAAAGCUAGGAAACAUUACAUGUCUGGAAUGACAAAUAGGCCUCGAAGAGACCUGGAAAAACUGCGGGAGUUUCAUAGUGGUCUGUUGGCAGAGGCGCUAAAAGUCUUCGAAGACUUUCCAAAGAUUGGCAGCGACGCGAUGUCUUCCACCUCCAUGAAUACCCUCAAAAAGGCAAGGUGUUUAAUAUUAUUUUCUGUGUAUUUUCCGUCAAUGAAAAUAUUUAGGAAAAUACUUAAGCAUAAUUAGGCUGAAAAGCACCAGAUACAAUGUGAGGAGGCAACAACAGAUGGCACGAGUGUAAACUUACAGAUGGUCGUUAUUGUCACACAAAAAAUUUAAAGCAUUACACCAUUACUAAAGAAAAUAU